Messenger RNA from Mesocestoides corti, 369 nucleotides. NCBI's taxonomy places the organism in Eukaryota, Metazoa, Platyhelminthes, Cestoda, Cyclophyllidea, Mesocestoididae. The record is from the annotation of a GenBank genome assembly.
AUGCGGGCUCUCGACUUGCGUCGGGUUUAUGCGUGUGCCAAGGGGAGCGGACUGUUCCACCCCUCUUGUCGUCUGCGCAUCAAAGCGUCCACCGCGGGGACGGCUCCCAUUAGGCUCUCACGUGCCAAAAUGCUCGUCCCAAAGCACAACCUCCACGAGAUGGCUCAUCACUUCUGCUCUCCCUCUUCACCUCUCUCCAGUGGCACCACGAUGCUCACGGUUUGUCGUGAUGCCCUCGUCAAAGUCAUUGCAAUCGACCAUGCAAAGGCGGAUUUGAUUAAUCUAUUUGAUUUACUGCUCUGUCUCGGUGUAGACAUUCGGUUGACCAAACUCAUGGCAUCCCACAUCGAGGCGUGUUCGUUGUCCUGA